AUGGCGUUGAAUAUUUCAGAUACCAAGAAAACAAUUCAAUUAAAACCUUCAGAUUCUGAGAAACAGCUCAUUGCAAAACAUUUAUUGCUACGUUUUUUUCAGGCUGUGGAUUGCGGCAUCUGCAACGCCGUCGCCAGGAGCAGCGAGCGGAGCCCGCCUCACCUCCACGCAGGGCCAAACCUCCCACUGAUUUUGGCCGGGUCCUGGGCCUCCUCUCGCUGUGAGACCAGACCCUACGGCAUGUUUCUGACGAGAUAUCUUACUUUCAGUCCCGAAAAAUCUGGCUGGGCAAUGACACUCCGAUAUUACCACGACCCAGAAUGCUCCCGUCCAUCGUUCACCCUGGCAGCCACCGGCUCGUACCGGAGAGCCAACCCGCCCCCCUACGCCUACGACAUGAGCGUCAACAGGCUGGUCCUCACGCCGGAGGACGCCGACCUGGCCAACGAACUCAACGCUUACAAGGGGAAGGAAUGCGGUGACCCUGGGAAGUGGGUGGCCAAGAUUUCCCAGGACGUCACGCAUACUGGAGGAUGUCUGGCCGUGGGCGUGAGGGUUCCGACGGUCGAAAAGGAGAUCAUGCGCUCGGGCAUUGAUGACGCAGGAAGGAUAUGGCUCGCACAGGGCCAGGUAGCUACUUCUGCAAGACAGGAGGGGAACAAUCCUCGACCUACUAGCUGGGGCGCUCGUUUACUCCGCUGCCAGCCCUACGCCUCUCCUGACGAGGAUAACUCGCUCCUGCCCAUGGUGGGAGCUCGUACGGCUUCUUCAGGAAGCCAGAAGUCGGCCCUGCCACUGUUCGUUGGUGUCAUGAGCUUCCUCCUUUUAAAUUCGUUUACACCGUGAGGGAAGAGAUUUCCCUUGAGUUUACCUUAUUCUUUAACAAGAGACGGAACAAUGUGUUUUUUUUUUCUCAACUGAAAUUGUAUCGGAAGAUUUCGUUUCCAGUAUCCAGCGCGGACUCUUCGUCCGCGACAAAAAUAUUUUGUCUAGAUAAUUAUGGAAUUCAUGCCACUUGAAGCAGGAAAUGAAGCAACUCAACAAUCUUCCCAUUCAA
Macrobrachium nipponense is the source of this 1057-nucleotide messenger RNA. RefSeq names its product protein APCDD1-like. NCBI's taxonomy places the organism in Eukaryota, Metazoa, Arthropoda, Malacostraca, Decapoda, Palaemonidae. Gene Ontology annotation, cellular component: plasma membrane. Bases 1 to 846 code for a protein of 281 amino acids. Gene Ontology annotation, biological process: negative regulation of Wnt signaling pathway. The transcript is spliced from 3 exons. Gene Ontology annotation, molecular function: Wnt-protein binding. The record is from RefSeq and is a predicted model, not a curated record.